Molecule: messenger RNA, 1707 nt
Organism: Trichomonas vaginalis G3
Lineage: Eukaryota; Parabasalia; Trichomonadida; Trichomonadidae
Product: galactose-binding domain-like family
Exons: 1
Coding region: 1-1707 (568 amino acids)
Source: RefSeq, a predicted model, not a curated record
AUGUCAACAAUUGUAGAUGUUUGUAUCAACGAACAGAAGGUUACAACAACACUAGAACAAGUGGCAAGUGUUUCCAAAACAAUUGCAGAAAAAUACUCUAAAAGAUCUAAAUCUAUUUCUCUUGAAUCAAAUUUAAAUGAUGAAAUUAAUUCACAAUUUCUUGGAUAUCUUUCAGGAUCGAUGCCAGCAUUCCAAGAGAAGACAGUUCUUGAUGUUGUUUCCUUGUUUUUAAAGUACAAUUGUGAAAAAUUGUUACAAAGUGCGAUUGAAUUCAUAAGAGACAACGUUUCAAUUGAUAAGAUUUUAAAUCAAUACGUUGCACUAACUAAUUCUAACCAGCCUAGACAGCUUUACGAACAAAUUAUUCUCGAACUUAUUUUAACUCCUCAGACAAUCUUAUUUGAAGACUCAUUUUUGAACCUUCCAACCAGAUACAUAGAAGAUUUGUUUUCAAUUCAAAGCGAAAAUGCAGUCUCUCAUUCUUUAUUAUUUGCUUUUAUUCUUUUCCAAAUACAUCUUAAGAAACAAGAGUCAGAACCAUUACUACGCUUCUUAAGCUACGAUAAACUUACAUUCCCACAGCUUUUGGACUUGAAAGAACAAUUACUUGAUGCAGAAAUGGACUCUUGCGCAUAUUUAGUCAUACAAAUGUCUAAAAUAAGAAACUCCCAGCGCAAUCAAAUCACUUUUACAAGUAGAUUUGACUCUUUAUUCCAAAAUUCUUUGACAUUUAACGUUAGAUACAAAAAAGGCCAAGAAUUCAAUGGAAUAUUCAAUAUGCUCACUAAAAGCUUCAAAAGCAAUAUCGUAGAAAACGGUUUAAUCACAAUUUCAGCAAGUUCCAAUGAUCCAAGGAAAAUUCUUGGAAAUCCAACAAAGAAAUACAUCUGGAUGUCAGGAAACGAGUCAAAUCCUUUCUACGGAAUCAGUUUGGACCACAAAAUUACAUUUAAUAAGUAUAAAAUUACAGGAGUUGACGGAUACAUGCCAAAUACGUACGCCAUACAAAUAUCAGAUGAUGGACAUAACUGGAAGGACAUUUUCAAUGUCAGAAAGGAGAGUUCCAUCGUUCAAUUGGCAAAUGCAAUGGGAGAAAUGGCAGAAAACGUUAAACCAACGAAAGAGAAGCUGAUUAAGAACAUAGGACAAAAAUUUUCAUCAAAACAUAUCAGAUUAAUCAACUACGGAAAGAAUGAUUCCGGAUCCAGCAAAAUUUCAUUGACAUCUUUCGAAUUAUUCGAAGAUAGUGAGCCAAUACUUAGUAAACUUAUUGAGAAUAAUCCAGAAAGCAUCAGUGUCCUUUCUUCUUCGUAUUGUUUCGCUUCAAUUUUGAAUCAUUUGAAAACAGACUUCUGGGCAUCAUUAAAUAUCCAAAAUAGUUAUAUACAACUCAGAUUGAAUGAUUUUGCCGUUGCAAUUACAGGCUAUUCUCUUCAAACUUACGAUUUAGACAAAGAUUUGAAUCAUUUGAGAGAGUGGUCAAUCCAAGGAUCUCUUGAUGGAGAGAAAUGGGUAGAAAUAGAUCGAAGAGAACCAUGUAAUGACUUAAAUGGUCCUUUGCUCUAUAAAUAUUACCAAUGCCAAGUUAUUAGACCUUGUAGAUACAUUAAGAUAGUUUCUGAAGGAGAGAAUCACAAUCAGAACUAUAUUCUAACUAUUUCAUCAUUUGAAAUCUUUGGUUUGCUUAUUCCUGACAUCAAAUAUUAA